This is a messenger RNA of Oncorhynchus kisutch (coho salmon), 1832 nucleotides long. Its product is annotated as LAT2 domain-containing protein. The transcript has 12 exons. The record is from RefSeq and is a predicted model, not a curated record. Gene Ontology annotation, biological process: immune response-regulating signaling pathway; B cell activation. NCBI's taxonomy places the organism in Eukaryota, Metazoa, Chordata, Actinopteri, Salmoniformes, Salmonidae. Bases 480 to 1037 code for a protein of 185 amino acids.
UCACUAUUUUGUUCAAGGUAAAUAAACAUACAAAAUGUAUUCCUAAGUGUAUUGUUAAGUUUGAUCAAUACCACAUGUUAUACCUCUACCCUAUCUCUAUGCAUUUGGCUUUUAUCUACCUUUAAUCACAAAAUCGGUUAUCAUUUGCCCUAACCAAACUUUGUUUUAUAAAAGCGAAAGUGUUCUUAUCUUCUGAUGCAGAUACUGUCCCUGAACCAACAGGGGUAUUCAAUACGAUACCAACAUCAUUUUUCUUUGGACGUUUCAAGUUAAUAGCAUAAGAACAUGUCACUCCUCACUGAGUGGGAUCAAGGUAUUACACAAUGGUGUUGGCUAUAGCGCUGUGAUGACCACACACAUCCUGUGGGUAGCUGUGGGCUCAGGUUGUUUACAGGAACACAUGACCAAUUUCUACCAAGUGAGGGGUUUAUUUCCAACAGUUUAGUCUUUCUUUCCACUUAGUUUUGGUGCCUAUAGAGAUGAUAUGCAUGAUAGCCAUCUUCAGCCUACAAGGAGCUGUCUUGGCCAUUGUGUCUGCGGCAUCUCUCAGUGUCUUCUCUGCUUUCUGUCUGUGGUGCAGGAGGAAAACCAAAAUAAUACAUGAAGAGAAUCAAAUGUAUGACCCUCAAAUAUUCCAACGCGAAGGAAGCAGAUUUGCAGUAAUGCGAUCUAAAACAGUCACACGACCCAACCAGAUUAUAAGAGAGCUGCCUCCAACACCAGCGGAACAAACACCACAAGUUGUGAAUGAGGAGCAAGCAAAGUAUCAAAAUGUUGCAACAGCUCAGAUGGGAAAGGUUGAACCAACAUAUGUAGAUCCAAUCCCAGUGUUAGUGUACCAGAAUGUUAAUGAGAGUGCUAAUGCAGAAUCAGAAACGGAUGGUGAUCAAUAUGAGAAUGUUUUUCCAUCUAUUGAUACAAUCAGCCGGGGCUCUGAUGGCUCAGAUUACGAGAACUCUGAAUUCCUGGAGCAAGUGAAGAUGGGGUUAGAACCAUUAGAGGAUGAUGAACCAGAUUACGUGAAUGACACUGACUGAUAUGGAAUCUACAUGCUCAACGAGUGGAUAUCUAUGGGAAUGGACUUUUCUCUCUUUGUUGAGCUGCUUGAAUAAAUAUUAAGUUAUAAUGAUACAUAUGUCAAUGUGCUAUACCAGAGCAAUGCCAUUUUAGGGUUAAUGACCAAAGUUGUAUUACUUCAUCAGGAAUUCCCUUGAGUCAAAAAAUGUGAGAAACCAUGUGCAGCAGGGAUGGGCAACUGGCAGCCCAUGGAUCAAUUUCCAAAACUCAGUCAGGGUCUCAGUUUACUGUUGAGAGAAUAGUAGAAUACACAAGGUGCACUUUUGAAAUGUGCAGUUGUGCAUCAGCGGUUAUGUCAGCCACUCAAUUAGCCCAUGCCAGCAAAAUUCUUUUAGAUUGGUAAAUUAGACUAGCGGCCAGCUAUCUAAACUCGUAAUCAUGUUCAAAUUAUGGGGCCACCAUUGAUCAUCAGAGAUCAUAUUAACUGCUGUUUGUCUCUACCCUAUGGUACAAUGUGUAGAAUUACAGAAAAUCCACUUAACUGCUGCUACUUUCCCCCGUUUGGACUGCAUGUAUGGAUGUGGGUAUGCAGACCCGCGAGCCACUGUGGCCACCCAUGAGGAGUUCUGAUUUGUGGCCCCCACCCCCAUCAAUGUUGCCCAUCCCUGAAGUACAGUAUUUUUGAUUGUUUGAGUGUUACUGUGUAACUGUCACCAUCUAGUGGUACAAAAUGAAUACGAGUCAGCUCCAAAUGUAAAAUAAAAAAGAUUGUCAAUGUGUAUUAAUAAAUAAAUCCUUACUACAAAACCUUUAAA